Molecule: messenger RNA, 2854 nt
Organism: Grus americana (Whooping crane)
Lineage: Eukaryota; Metazoa; Chordata; Aves; Gruiformes; Gruidae
Product: solute carrier family 2, facilitated glucose transporter member 11-like
Exons: 12
Coding region: 35-1525 (496 amino acids)
Biological process (GO): monosaccharide transmembrane transport
Cellular component (GO): membrane
Molecular function (GO): hexose transmembrane transporter activity
Source: RefSeq, a predicted model, not a curated record
GCUUUGGCAGACAGAGGAAAACCUACCAAAGAGGAUGAACAAGCUGCAGAGACUGCUUCAGAGCAAGAUCCUGAUCCUGACAAUAUGUGCCGCUGGGAUUGGAGGCACUUUCCAGUAUGGUUACAACAUCUCCAUCAUCAAUGCUCCAACUUCAUAUAUCCAGACGUUCAUGAACAAAACCUGGCUGGAGCGCACUGGUGUUCCCCUUGAGAGCAACGUGAUACUGCUGCUGUGGUCUUUCACUGUCUCUGCGUACCCUCUGGGAGGACUUACUGGGGCUGUUGUUGCUGGUCCCAUGGCCAUCGUGUUGGGAAGGAAGAUGUCCCUGCUGCUGAACAACGUCUUUGUGAUCAUAGCGGCAAUCUUGUCGGGAUUCAGCCGAAUGGCAAAAUCCUUUGAAAUGAUUAUGCUCAGCAGAUUUUUUACUGGCAUGAAUGCAGGUGUAAGCAUGAACAUUCAGCCCAUGUAUCUGGCGGAAAGUGCCCCAAAGAAGCUCAGAGGAGCUGUGGCCUUGACCUCUGCAUCAUUUACAGCCCUGGGGUUGGUGCUGGGGCAGGUUGUUGGACUCAGGGAGCUACUAGGAGGGGAGGAGAGCUGGCCAUUCCUCUUAGCUAGCAAUGUGGUGCCUGCCCUGAUCCAGCUUACGGCUCUGCCUUGGUUCCCUGAAAGUCCCAGAUACCUCUUGAUUGACCGUGGAGAUAAAGAAUCCUGCAUCUCCGCACUGCAGAAGCUCAGAGGCAACAGUGACCUGAGUGCAGAGCUGGAAGAGAUGCUGGCUGAACAGGCUGCCGUUAAAGGUCAGAGAGCGAAGAAUCCAUGGGAGCUCUUCCAAAAUCCAGCUUUGAGGUGGCAGCUGAUGAGUAUCGUUGUGCUGAGCAGUGCCAUGCAGCUCUGCGGGAAUGAUUCGAUGUAUUUUUAUGCAGCUUAUGUGUUCCAAGAGGCUGGAAUUCCUCAAGACAAAAUCCCCUAUGUUGUAAUCGGCACGGGGAGCUGUGAACUGAUCACGUCUGUCACUUGUAACAUGAUUAUAGACUACGCCGGUCGGAGGCCACUGCUCCUAGGGGGAUAUAUCUUCAUGGCAGGAUGGGCCAUUGUCUUCAUGGUCGCUCUGAGCCAGCAGACUCAGAUUAGCUGGAUGCCUUAUCUCAGCAUGGCCUGCAUUUUCGCCUAUAUCCUGAGCUUUGGAAUCGGACCAGCUGGUGUAACAGGAGUUCUGCCCACAGAGGUUUUUGAUCAAAUGUCCCGGCCAGCUGCUUAUAUGAUCUGUGGCUCUCUCCUCUGGUUCAACCUGUUUCUGGUCGGAACAGCCUUUCCAUUCAUUGUGAAAAGUCUAGCACAUUUCUGCUAUGUCCCAUUCCUUGUGGUCUGCAUCUGCACUGCACUCUAUGUUGGAUUUUUCCUGCCUGAGACAAAGGGAAAGUCCUUCCUGGAAAUCUCGGAGGAGUUCAAGAGAAGGAACUUCAAAGCUCAGACCCAUGGGGUUUUUUAUAAAGGCCCUGAAGAGAUCAAAUCCACCAUGUUGUAGCGGAAGAAAGGAGGAUGGUAUCCCGGGCAAAUUCAGCAGUGGAUAUGUUCUCUUGCAGGGACACCAAGAGAGAAGUAGAGUUAGGGACAAUAUAUUAUUCUUAGGUUCUUAGGUUCACCUCGAAAAGAUAUACUUGAACUGAUAAAUCCCAACAGAAGUUUAAUGAUCUGUUUUCAGUUUUUAGUGCUAAGUAACACAUACAUAUUUUAGAAUCCAUAUUAAAGAGUGGCAGAAUGCCUUAUUCUCUUAUCAUCAAACAACAACGUGCAAUGCUUUAGCAAAUUUCUUCUGAAUUUCUAUAUUUCUCCUCCAUCCAAACAACAGCUUCCAUCUCAGAAGCCUUUCUUUCCUUACCCCUGAAUCUAGGCUCUCUAACACAGAAAUUAAUACGAUUAAGUUCUGUUUUCAGACACCAGAUGAAAUUCUCAGUACCUUGUCUUGGUGCUCCCGUUGUUUCUGUUAUUAAGUGAUUUCAAAUAGACCCCUACUUGUUGAGCAAUAGUGAGCAGUUAAUUAUUUUCAGCUAUAAAAACAUGUGACAGAUGGAUUAGGAAGAAAGCUUCUAGUGCUUGCUAAAAGUGGCUUAUUAUACAACUGACUUUUGGGCGUUGUUUUGCAGACUAUUUAUUCUGGACUGGUUUUCUUCAUGGCUUGUUUGUUGUCUUCCAGUCCUAUGUUGUAAAGCACAAGUAAUUCUCUAGCCCAGUUUGUGCUGCUCUCAUGGACACUGCUGGUGCAUCUUGUAGGGUUUUACACCUGUGCUCUGCUCAGGUUAGACUGUGGUGAGGAGCUCUUAUGGCAGCAGAUUAUUUUGGAUGUGGAGAGUUAAAUCACAGCAGAACAUUCUCUGCAGCAUGUUCUUCUUGUCUCCAUAGAGCAUACUGGAAAAGACCCAGAUGUGAUACUGAUUCUUUUUAGCUAACCUGGAACAAAACAGGGCAACAUUCCUCAUUUAAUAUUGCCUUCACACAGGUAUUGGGUUGACUGGUGAAGUUUCCUCUAGUUUCUUCUCAAAAUCAUAAUUAAGCCAUCUCUUUUCUUUCCCUUUGUUUGUAUGAACGUCACAGCACUGCUGAUGGUUGCAGCAAAGAAGAUAAAUUUUCAAAAUAAGUAGUUGAAGUUUCUUUCAGUAUGUUUUUUAACUACUUUUUUUUUAAAAAUACAGCAUUUUUGAAUGACAAGACUGUAAACAUUUUUGGAGUGUAUUACUGUCAUGCUGGGCAUGAGUGGAGCAGCAGAUCUAUCUCUCAGAAGAGGAGUCUGUGCAAGAAUUACCUUUUACUACCUAAGGUUUAUAACAUAGGAAAAAUAAAACUAAAUUUUUGCUCA